Messenger RNA from Synchytrium microbalum, 1566 nucleotides. RefSeq lists its product as uncharacterized. The record is from RefSeq and is a predicted model, not a curated record. The coding region runs from base 1 to 1566 and encodes 521 amino acids. Lineage: Eukaryota; Fungi; Chytridiomycota; Chytridiomycetes; Synchytriales; Synchytriaceae. The transcript is spliced from 13 exons. Gene Ontology annotation, molecular function: oxidoreductase activity, acting on paired donors, with incorporation or reduction of molecular oxygen; heme binding; monooxygenase activity.
AUGGAGAAUGUGCGAAAGUCGAUGGAAGUAUUGGCCGACAAAGUCAGACAGCUGCCACCAUGGGCACUUGCAGUUGGCGGAACAGUUGUUGGAUACACGUUAUUGAGGACAUUCGUGUUGAGUAGAUCUAGUGUUCGCCGUGAAGCUAAAGGAGAUUGGGAAGUGCCGAUCUUUGGAAAUCUUUUCAAUAUCGGUGAUAUUCAAAAGCUAUUCGAGUAUCAGCUAACACUUGUAAAGAAAUAUGGCGGUGUUGCCAAGUUCUCUCUGCUUGGGAGAAAGUUUGUUAUUACGAGUGACCCUGAGAUGAACAAGAGGAUCUUUCAGAAUGAUAUGAAUGAUUUUGGGCGUGGAGGCAACACUAUGGUCGUAUUUGGUGAUAUCGCUGGAGGCCUUAUCAUUCAAGACAAUGGAAUUGAACAGAAAGAAGUUCGAAAGUACUUCGAUCCUUCGUUCAGUGUGGGCACCAUAAAAAGCUAUGCACCUAUUGUCACCGAGUGUACGAGCAAGCUGUUGACAUGGAUGGACACCCAAUUGAAGUCGCCUGAGAAUCACCCAAAAGGAGCUGGUAUUGAAAUGCAGCCUGCUUUACAUGGUCUGACUUUUGAUAUCAUUGUGAACAUUCUACUUGGAUUUGACCCAAAUUCUGUGGCUACUGGUGGUCAAGCAGUUCACAUUCAAGCUUGGGAGCAUGCUCUAUCUCACCUAAUGGAUCGUUUCCCAUUUGCAGAAUCUCGAUACUGGGAAUACUCGUUCCUCAAAACGCCAGCUGUUAGACAGUAUGAAAAGGACAUUAAGGUAUUGCGUGACCUUGUCAUGAAUCGGUAUGAUAUGUACUUGAAGGAUGGCGUACCAACAGAAGCCGUGGAUAUGCUCGCGCAAUAUGUAAGACGUUUGAAGGCCAACCCGGAAACCGUCCCAGAUUUUUUGAAGAACGACAGGGAAAGUUUUCAAAGACAUUUCAUCACUCAAGUGUUUGCUGGCCACGAUACGACUGCUUCCUCUAUUGGGUGGACAUUGGCAUUCCUCUCUAUGUCUCCUGAGAAGCUCGAUCGUGCUAGAAAGGAGGUCAUCCAAACAGUUGGCAAAGGCUCACUGACUUAUGAAAAUCUCUUGACGAUGCCUUACUUGGAGGCCUGCGUCAAGGAAACAUUGAGGCUGAGGCCUUCAGCUCCAAAUACUGGUAGAAUUGCUGCCAAAGACUUGACAUACAACUGGGUUGACGAUCAGGGUGUUGCUAGAGAGCAUUUCGUGGAGAAGGGGACAGAACUCUUCACGUGUUUCUAUGCUACUCACUUGGACGAACGGAAUUUCGAGAAGGCUAGCCAGUUCUGGCCUGAGAGAUGGUUGAGCGAUAAGGUUUAUUCACCUUGGAGUUACAUACCAUUUGGAGCUGGGCCACGGAGAUGUCUUGGCGAGAAGCUGGCGUUGUUUGAGACUAGGCUUGCUGUAGCUGAGAUCUUGCGCAAGUAUGACUUUGGACUCGUCGAAGGCCACAAAAUGGAAGCAAUUCAGGCACCGACCUUCCGAAUGAAACAUGGCUUAAAGAUGUGGUUGAAGGCUUUGUGA